UGACACAAUAAUCUGUUCUGUUUCCCUUUAUUGCGUCUUAUCGCUACAUUUCUCUGGGCACGUCUUGUGGACCAAUAAAACAGUCUUAGUUUUAAGAGAAUGACACUCUUUUGUAUUGAAAACAUCACUUUGAGAUUUCGUGAUAUCACGAAUAUUUUUGUUGUUUUCGCUCUAACAAUUUGCAUUCAACCAACAAGAAUGGAAGUUUCAAGCAACACACGUGACAUCAACUCUUAUGUCCAGCACAAUUGUUCUAGAUCUAUCCCAUGUGUUCAAAGUAAAAAAUAUAUAAUAGCAUGUCCUCCAGGCUUGACGAAUCAUACAUUGAUCAUUUAUUGCAAGCUUGCUCAAGAGUGUUGGCAUAAAAAGGCUCCAGACCUCCUACAGGUGAAAUUUAAUUCAAGUGUUCACCAAAAAAUACCUUUACAAUUGAACAAGAUUCAUUCAAAAAGUAACGAAAACGUUUGUAAAAGAAUCAGAACAGUUAAGCUUCUAGUUAACAAAACUCUUACAAAGCUGCCAACUAUCAAUACCUAUAGAAUUCUACCAAUUACUAAGAUUUACACUAAACUGUCAACUAAAAACACCAACACAAAUAUUUUUAAAAAAGAAACUACAAACAUUUUAGGUUAUAACGAUAAUCAAAAUGCAAACAAUUUAAAGAAUACACGUGUUUACAUAAAAAAUAAUCUAAAUAAAAUAGCAAAUAAUUUUUCGCAUCCAUUUCACACCAAAACAGCUAAAAUAAAAUUAACUAAUUUCAUCAAUAAUAAAUCUAGGUUGCAGACUUCUUUACAAGUAUUUUCAAAUGAACAUUAUUUGAAAAAUAUGUCAUUUGAUGAAAAAUAUAAAUUAGUAAACUAUUUACCAACUAAUGUUUCCUAUAGACAUAGGUUUCAUUGCAAUCAUGGGAAGAAGAACUGCCUGUUAAAAAUUAACGGACGAAAAUUUCAUAUAGACUACAGACUGAAUUCGAAUGAUACAAAUAAAAAGCUUUAUGGAAACCCAUAUAACUUAAAUAAAGACAUUCAAGGUAAAUCCGAUAAGAUGAAGAAGAACAAAAGAAAAUUAAAAAAUUCGCAGAAUAAAUCGUAUAAUGUCCAGAACAAAUUUUAUAAUGCUCAGAGUAAAUCCAAUUAUCUCCGGAAUAAAUUGUAUAAUACCCAAAGAAACUCUCAAAAUGUUCAAAAUAAAUUUUAUAAUGCCCAGAGUACAUCUCAUAACGUCCCGAAAACCUUUUACAAUACUCGGAGUAAAUUUCAUAAGCAACUGACUAUAUCUAAUAAUGGCCAGAGUAAAUAUUUCAAUGACAAUGCCCCGAGUAAAUCUAAUUAUGGCCUAAGCAGGCUAUAUAAUGGCCAGAGUAAAUCUAAUUAUGGCCCAAGCAGGCUAUAUAAUGGCCAGAGUAAAUCGUAUAGUGGCCAGAGCAAACUAUAUAAUGGCCAGAGUAAAUCUUAUAGUGGCCAGAACAAACUAUAUAAUGGUCAGAGUAAAUCUUAUAGUGGCCAGAGCAAACUAUAUAAUGGCCAGAGUAAAUCUUAUAGUGGCCAGAACAAACUAUAUAAUGGUCAGAGUAAAUCUUAUAGUGGCCAGAGCAAACUAUAUAAUGGCCAGAGUAGAUCUAAUGCCCAUAUAAUUUUUUUUAAUGGUCAGACUAAAUUUUUCAGGGCUAAGAAUACAUUUCACAAUGCACAGGUGAACAUGUACAAUGUUCUAAAUACAUUGGAUAAUGGUCACAGUAGAUUUUAUAGUGCCCAAAUUAAUCCACCUAAUGCCAACAGUAAAAUUUAUAAUGCUUGGGAGAAGUCUUAUAAUAGCCAGGGUAAAUUUUAUAACACUCUAAAUAAAUUGUAUAAUGCCUCGAAUAAAUUUUAUAAUGCCGAGAGGAAAUCAUAUGGUACCUAUAGUAUAACUAAUAAAACUCAAGGGAAAUUAAGAAAUAGCAAAAAAAUUCAUAAGGCCCAAAGUUUAUAUAAUAAUCAUUCAAAUACAAACUAUAACGUUACAAAUAAAAAUAAGACAUAUUCCAAAAAGAAAACAUCUCAAUUGAUGGUCUGCUAUUACACAAAUUGGGCCCAGUACAGAAGAGGACAAGCACAAUUUCUACCAGAGGACAUUGAUGUCAAUUUGUGUACACACAUUCAUUAUGCUUUUGCUUACAUUAGCAAUGACAGUAGUAUGUCAACGUCAGAAUGGAAUGAUGAAAAUACACAGAGUAGCCUAGCAAUGUACAAAAGAGUGACAAAGAUUAAACAAAAAAAUCCUAGCAUAAAAAUACUCCUAUCAGUCGGUGGAUGGGAUUUGUUAUCACAGCCAUUCUCUCUGAUGGUGUCUACAAAAGAAAGGAAACAUAUUUUUAUACAGUCAGCUAUAGCAUUAUUGAGAAAAUGGAAUUUUGAUGGGUUGGAUAUUGACUGGGAGUAUCCAGCACAUAGGGGUAGCCCUGCAGAUGAUAAAGAAAGAUUUACUCUGCUGGCUCAGGACAUAAUGAAAGCUUUCAAAAUAGAAAGUCAAAGUACUGGUCAAUCAAGAUUACUUUUGUCUGCUGCUGUCGCUGCCUGUAAAGAUAUAGUUGACAAAGCAUAUGAAAUUUCUCUCAUCUCAAAGGUAUUUGACUACAUAAAUCUGAUGAGCUAUGACUUUUAUGGUAGCUGGGAUAAUGCGACUGGUCAUGUAAGUCCAUUGUAUCCACCUAAUCAGACGGUAGAUGAGACAGAAAUAUAUUAUAACCUGCACUUUGCAACAAACUACUGGGUGAACCAAGGUCUUCCCAGAGAGAAGCUCGUGGUUGGUCUGAUUACUUAUGGACGAUCUUUUACUCUUAAGAGUCCGAAUCUCUCUGGUCUGAAAGCCCCAGUUAAGGGACCAGGUGUAGCUGGCGAGUACACAAGAUAUGAAGGAAUUUUAUCUUUUUAUGAGAUUUAUAAGAUGAUACAAAAUGGAGGCAAAGUCAGGAGAUUAGACAAUCAGAUGGUGCCUUAUAUGGUUUAUAAUAAUCAAUGGGUUGCAUAUGAAGACAGUCAAAGUUUAAUAGAAAAAGCCAAAUAUAUAAAAAGGAAUCACUUUGCUGGAGUCAUGAUCUGGGCCCUUGAUAUGGAUGACUUUAACGGGGCUUUUACUGGUCAAGGUGCAUAUCCAUUGACUAAAGCAGUUAGAAGCAUUGUUGGGUAACUGAACAGUAUGAAAACAGAGGAAUUAACAAUGAACAUGUGAAAUUCUGACACACACACACCAACACAUUCUCACACAAAUUGCCAGACGCUUACUCGCACAUAAUACAUAUAUAUAUAUAUAUAUAUAUAUAUAUAUAUAUAUAUAUAUAUAUAUAUAUAUAUAUAUAUAUAUAUAUAUAUAUAUAUAUAUAUAUAUAUAUAUAUAUAUAUAUAUGGGUGUGUCUGUAUAAUACAGAGUGUUAAUAUGUUUACUACUACGUCAUUGUUUGUUGCUGUUUUGUAAAAACUAAUUAUCAAAAUGUCACGCAAUAAAAUGAAAUCUUUAAUUUAUAGUGUAACUAUAGUUAAUGUGGAUUAAUUCACUAGCCAGUCUUAUAUCUACAUUAUUGUAUUUCUCUAUAGAAACAGAUCAUGUUGCCAAGUUAUGGUGUUUGAAGUGCAUUUAGAUUAUUACUGCAGUGUCAGUUUGUUAUAGAUUUAUGAAUGAUUGGAUUAGUCGAUCCUCCUAAACCU
Molecule: messenger RNA, 3686 nt
Organism: Biomphalaria glabrata
Lineage: Eukaryota; Metazoa; Mollusca; Gastropoda; Planorbidae
Product: probable serine/threonine-protein kinase MARK-A
Exons: 12
Coding region: 100-3171 (1023 amino acids)
Biological process (GO): chitin catabolic process; carbohydrate metabolic process
Cellular component (GO): extracellular region
Molecular function (GO): chitin binding; chitinase activity
Source: RefSeq, a predicted model, not a curated record